UAUUUCACCUAAAACUUUCCUCUCAAAAAACUUGUAUCUACAAUACUUCAUUACCCAUCUUUCCUCGGUUUUAGAUGAAAGCAGUCAUGGAAUCAGAUUCAGCUGAUACAACUCAAACUGAGAGCAAUCCUCAGCGCAACAAAAUAACUCUUAAAACAAGGAGCGAAACAGAUAUUCUUGAUGAUGGGUACCGCUGGAAGAAGUAUGGUCAGAAACAAAUAAAAAAUAGCCUGUACCAGAGGCUUUAUUUCAAAUGCACAGUAAGAGGGUGUGUGGUGAAAAAGAAAUGCCAGCGUUGUGAUGAUGAUCCUCUAUUCGUUCUCACAACAUAUGAAGGGACUCAUAACCAUUCAUCUGAUAAUAUUAUCUCUUCUGAGUUAAGAAAUUCAUAUGACUUGCGAAAUCAGCUCCUUCAAGCAGAGGAUUCUGCCGAAGCUUCUGCAAAUACCUUCGAAUAGAUCUUUGGUUAGUGAAAUUCGGGCCUUGCAAUAGAUUUUAGUCUGCAACAACUUUUCUUAUUUAUAUCACGCUCUUUAUGCUUUGUGGGUGGGUUGAUACUGAGCUACAAGACAUCAUCUUGUAAGCCUCUUGUGGGAAUAUGGUCUUGUAUGUGAAAACCCAGUGAGAAAAUCAGUGUAAUCUGAUUGUUUUCUAAGCAUUUAACACAUAAAUUCUGUUUCUAGACCUUUUUGCCAGAAAAGAAUGAUUGAGAUGUAGAUAUCUCAAGCAAAACAGGAAAGAACAAUAUAUUGCUCAUCUUUUAAUUGGAUCUAACCAGGCCUGGAAUUUUAUGGUCAACAUGGUCUGUUAACUGUUUUUUUUAACAAUUUUCAAAGUUA
Cryptomeria japonica (Japanese cedar) is the source of this 839-nucleotide messenger RNA. RefSeq names its product probable WRKY transcription factor 43. The transcript has 2 exons. The record is from RefSeq and is a predicted model, not a curated record. Bases 75 to 458 code for a protein of 127 amino acids. NCBI's taxonomy places the organism in Eukaryota, Viridiplantae, Streptophyta, Pinopsida, Cupressales, Cupressaceae. Gene Ontology annotation, biological process: regulation of DNA-templated transcription. Gene Ontology annotation, molecular function: sequence-specific DNA binding; DNA-binding transcription factor activity.